AUGCACUUCCUUCCUCCCAACACCACUGCUCAUAUUCAACCAAUGGACGCUGGUAUCAUCCGGAACUUUAAAGCCCUUUACAAGAAGUCGCUAGUGAAACACUACAUCACAUGUGCUAAGAAUGGCCAACCCCAGACGCUAACACUAAGGUUAGCAAUCCGGUUUGUCAAGUCUACCUGGGAUGAAGUGAGUGCGAAGUGCUUCAAACACGUCGACAUAAUUCCCACGACAGCUGAGAUUGAGGACGAAAGCGAUGAUGACAUCACCCUUGCUGAGCUGCGAAAUUUAAUGCAAGAAGUGAUGGGGACGAGGUCCCAACUGCUGAGCAGUACGUGA
This is a messenger RNA of Haliotis rubra (blacklip abalone), 336 nucleotides long. RefSeq lists its product as uncharacterized. Gene Ontology annotation, molecular function: nucleic acid binding. Bases 1 to 336 code for a protein of 111 amino acids. The record is from RefSeq and is a predicted model, not a curated record. Lineage: Eukaryota; Metazoa; Mollusca; Gastropoda; Lepetellida; Haliotidae. The transcript has a single exon.